This is a messenger RNA of Physella acuta, 795 nucleotides long. RefSeq lists its product as uncharacterized. The record is from RefSeq and is a predicted model, not a curated record. Lineage: Eukaryota; Metazoa; Mollusca; Gastropoda; Physidae.
AUGUCAUCGUGUCCACCUCUUGACCCCACCAUGUCACCGUGUCCACCUCUUGACCCCACCAUGUCAUCGUGUCCACCUCUUGACCCCACCAUGUCAUCGUGUCCACCUCUUGACCCCACCAUGUCAUCGUGUCCACCUCUUGACCCCACCAUGUCACCAUGUCCACCUCUUGACCCCACCAUGUCAUCGUGUCCACCUCUUGACCCCACCAUGUCAUCGUGUCCACCUCUUGACCCCACCAUGUCAUCGUGUCCACCUCUUGACCCCACCAUGUCACCAUGUCCACCUCUUGACCCCACCAUGUCAUCGUGUCCACCUCUUGACCCCACCAUGUCAUCGUGUCCACCUCUUGACCCCACCAUGUCACCGUGUCCACCUCUUGACCCCACCAUGUCACCAUGUCCACCUCUUGACCCCACCAUGUCAUCGUGUCCACCUCUUGACCCCACCAUGUCAUCGUGUCCACCUCUUGACCCCACCAUGUCAUCGUGUCCACCUCUUGACCCCACCAUGUCAUCGUGUCCACCUCUUGACCCCACCAUGUCAUCGUGUCCACCUCUUGACCCCACCAUGUCAUCGUGUCCACCUCUUGACCCCACCAUGUCAUCGUGUCCACCUCUUGACCCCACCAUGUCAUCGUGUCCACCUCUUGACCCCACCAUGUCAUCGUGUCCACCUCUUGACCCCACCAUGUCACCGUGUCCACCUCUUGACCCCACCAUGUCACCGUGUCCACCUCUUGACCCCACCAUGUCAUCGUGUCCACCUCUUGACCCCACCAUGUCCACCUCUUGA